AUGGCUGACGGGGAGAUAGCAGAGGUUAAGCACCCCUUUUUACUCCCGUCUCAGAUCCCGUACUGCGGCAGUCCGCUAGUUCAGCCAGUAGGGAUGCGGAACGCGGCCUGUUCCUUAGAGCUAAGCUCGACUGACCAUGAAGCUAUAAGGUAUUUCCGGAAGACGGUUGCCACAAUUCAUCACACCAAGAAUCCUGAGUUCUCGGUUUACGCGAUAAUAUUUGACAUCGCGAAGGACAAUGCAAUGGUCAUGCACCUUGUGCUCGCUCUUGGAGGCCGUGAAAUCGAGUUUCGUCGUAAUACCAUCACUGGCCGGGCUGACGAUAGAGGCCCGGAAAGCCCUUUGCAGCACUAUUGUGCAGCACUUCGUCUUGUAUCAGAAUCUUUGGAAAUGCAGCAGAGGGGGUUAGGCGACCUGGAGGCUUUGUGCUCUGCCCUAUUCUUGAUGCUCAUGUAUGAACAAAAGUUCGGCGAUGUUCAAGGACUCGGUCUCACAAACCACCUCAAUGGCGCGGCCUGGGUCAUUACACACUAUUGCAAGGAGAUAGCUGCCUCUAUUGUCGGAGCUGUUGGCCGGGCGGCUCGCCCUGCUGCCCUGGCAAGGAAGAGUCACGCGCCUAGUCAGCGCUCUCUUUUCAUGGCUCGACUGUUCAUUUGGAUUGCUAUUCAGGAUGCUGCUGCAUCCACGUUUCGCCUUGGAGGGCAACUCAAUCGAGCUCUGCAUCAGGCCAUCAAUAUUCAGGACUCGGCACCAUGGGAGAACUUCGAGCGCAUCAACCUCUUUUCUAGUCCCCUUUAUCGCAUCAUGUGGGCAGAUCGGUAUCCGCAAGUCGAAUUACUCGACGACAUAGAAAACCAUCACAUCUAUGGCCUACUUUGUGCUUCUAGUCAGCUGCGAUGCAUGGUUGCAAAUUUCAGUUUGCUGGACGACCUUGGCAAGCAGCGCCAAGAGCCGGUCAUCGAAAACGCGAUAGAGAAAGUAGGGUAUUACUAUAACGACCUGUUUCAGGUAGCAGGAGGGCUUUCUCUUGACACGGAUAAUUCUCAUCGACUGGUGGCUAACAUUCGCGGCAUUGUUCCACACUACUACGCUGUUGUACUCGAGUUUCAUCGGGCUAACCCAAGAAGAAAACCUCAAGGCCAAGUGCAAGAGAUAAUCGAACUGAUCAUGAGUCUCGCCGCGCAAGAUUAUAGGCAUGGGGGGGAUGGGUCUAUGGUUCGCAUUGCGUGGCCGUUGUUCGUCACAGCGAUAGUCACAGACAAAUGUCGAUACCAUGACUGGAUACGGAACCGACUACAAAGUAUUAGCAAGUACGGGAAAAAUUAUGAGCGAGCCUAUCAAUAUCUGGUCAAAAUGUCCCAGGUGGGGAACGCCGUGGGAAGUAGGGCAGGCGCCCUAGAGGCAUUGGAUUCUGUAGGUCUAGAAGCUUUUGUAAUUUGA
Molecule: messenger RNA, 1440 nt
Organism: Clonostachys solani
Lineage: Eukaryota; Fungi; Ascomycota; Sordariomycetes; Hypocreales; Bionectriaceae
Source: the annotation of a GenBank genome assembly